Messenger RNA from Platichthys flesus (European flounder), 4114 nucleotides. Its product is annotated as basement membrane-specific heparan sulfate proteoglycan core protein-like. The record is from RefSeq and is a predicted model, not a curated record. The transcript has 20 exons. The coding region runs from base 1 to 3804 and encodes 1267 amino acids. Gene Ontology annotation, biological process: cell surface receptor signaling pathway. Gene Ontology annotation, molecular function: transmembrane signaling receptor activity. Lineage: Eukaryota; Metazoa; Chordata; Actinopteri; Pleuronectiformes; Pleuronectidae.
AUGGAUGCUGAGCUGACCUUUGAACCCAACUCAACCACUCUAUAUUCUGGGGAGCACGUUAAUCUCACGUGUCACAUGAGAGAAGCAAAUGUCAGUGAGUGGUAUUAUGAGUUCAAGUGGAACGACAAACCACUGGUCCCCAUCACUCCCAGUAACGUCCUCAGGAUUCCAGAGCUAACGCCCGACAGGAACGGGGAUUAUCAGUGCAUCGCUCACCACAACAGAUCAGAAGAGAGCAAACAGAGCAACAGGGCCACUCUCUCUGUGUCAGCACACAGACCCAGAGCCACAGUGAGAGCAUCCAGGACGUCCAUCCCAGUGGGCGGCUCUCUGACUCUGACCUGUUCUGUGGAGCAGUCUGCUGGUUGGAGCUACGACUGGUUCACACGUUCCCCAGACGCUGAGGAAACCGCCAUCGCAACAAAUCCUGUGCACAACUCUCUGAGCAUCUCACAGGGAGGCAGCUACUGGUGCAGGGGGAGAAGGACUCACUCAGAUUUCUUCUCAGAGAAGAGUCACGUGCAUCACAUCGACAGAACCUUGUCCAACAGAAGCUUUGUCGUGCUGCAACACAACUGGACUCAGAUAUUCAGCGGUGAGACGAUCUCUGUCAGGUGUGAGAUCCAGGGAGGAGGAGACACCCAGUGGGAAUAUGAAUGGAGGACAACAAGCUCCCACCAACCAGUCACUGGUCCAAACACAGCUCCCACACACAGUGAAUACAGGCUGGGCCCUGCCUCUGUUUUCCACAGUGGAGAGUACUGGUGUAAGGCCAGAGCGGACUGGUAUUCCUCAACAGAGUGGAGUGAGGCCUUCCAGCUGAGAGUAACACGUACGUCCAAUCAUCUUUCACAACCUCCACGAGGACGUUACGUCUUCACCUCUUUCUAUUGGUUGUUCUUAGCAGGACCAGCAAAGUGUGAUCUGGAUGUGGACCUCAAGUGGUCCAUGAAUGCCGAUAAACCCAGGCCCAGGCUGACUGCUGAUGACACAACCAUCACAGGAAAGGGAAGCGUAGCACUGACCUGCUCUGUGGAGAACGCAGCUGAGUGGAGAUACGACUGGUUCAGAAGAACCUCAGCCUCCUCUGCAGCUCAGAUCCUAAGAUAUAAUGAAACAGAUGAUGAAAUCAGCAUCUCAGAGGAAGGCAUCUACAGCUGCAGAGGACGGAGAGGAGACACAAGCUUCCUCACAGAGGACAGCAACCGAGUCACAAUAGAGAACAGAGUUUCCCACAAGGCCUCUGUGGUCCUGCAACCUGACUGGUCUCUGGUCUUCAGCGGUGAGAGGAUCACUGUCCGGUGUGAGCUCCCUGCAGAUGAACUGACUGAGGUGGAGUAUGAAUGGACCAAUCCCACAGAUGAACUGACUGAGGUGGAGUAUGAAUGGACCAAUCCCACAGAUGAACUGACUGAGGUGGAGUAUGAAUGGACCAAUCCCACAGAUGAACUGUCUGAGUGGGAGUAUGAAUGGACCAAACCCAACUCAACUACGGCUCCAACACACAAUGAACACAGGAUUGUCAACGUGUCCUCGUCCGACAGUGGAAGCUACAGGUGUUUGGCUAAAGACAAGAAGAACUUGAAUUCCACGACCGAGUGGAGCGAUGACGUCACAUUAACAGUUUCUGAAAGACCAGCGGCUCAGCUGAGUGCUGACCACAGAGCCUUUCCAGUAGGGGGCAGUGUGCUCCUGACCUGCUCCGUGGGCCCAGCAUCACCUGGAUGGAAGUAUUACUGGUACAGAGGUGAGAAGACCUCGGAGCCCCUGACGGAUGAGGACUUCAAGUCACAUGGACAAAGUGCUAGUGCCUCACGUGAAGGACUGUACUGGUGCAGAGGAGGAAGAGGAGAUCCAGUUUACUACACCCAGUACAGUCACUCAGUCAGGAUUCAUGGAAUCGUCCACAACAGAGCUGCUGUGACUCUUCAACCCAACUGGCCGAGCAGAUACAGAGGAGAAGCCGUCACCCUGAGGUGUGAGAUCCAGGGAGGAGACUCUGAGUGGGAGUAUGAAUGGACAGCAACCAGCUCACAGGCACCCCCCAACACAAAGGAGUUCAGGAUCAGUCUGGGGUCAGAUCUGAGCGGCAGCUACUGGUGUCAGGGCCGACUGAAAGGUGCAUGGCAGAACUCAACAGGAUGGAGUGCUCCCCUCACGUUGUCUGACGCGGCUGCACCACCACCUGUCCUCACUGUGUCUCCAUCAUGGCUGACUCCUGGAGCCUCAGGGACUCUCACCUGUGGGGGGGUUCCACAUCCCACUGCAGGAUGGAGGUUCUACUGGUACAGAGCGCACCCCAUUAGUUUGGAUCCAGUCCCAAGAUGUCCCCAGUCAGAUCAAUAUCACACUCCUGAGUUCAGUUAUGAGCUGCUCCCAGGAAGCGACGGAGGAACUGAACAAAACUCCUCCGUCAUCCAAGGCCUGACGGAGUCAGCAGGUUAUUCAUGUCGAGCUGGAAGAGGAGACCCCGUGUUUUACACUGAGUACAGUGAGACAAAGUGGGUGUGGCCUGUAGAUUCCUAUUCGUCAGUGUCUCUCACAGUGAAGCCGGACUCAGUGCAGCACUUCGAUGAUGACAACGUCCGUCUGACCUGCGAGGGAAACUCUGAUGAGUGGAGAUUGUGGAUGUUUACUGGAGAAGUAGAAUUGACAGAGUGCAAGUCUCACAAGACAAUGACAAGCUUCUCAUGGAACAUAUAUCUUCCUUCUGGAGUUUUCUGGUGUGGAUCUGGAUCAGAGAUCAGCAACGCAGUCAACAUCACGAGAGAUUCAGAUCGUGUUCUCCUGGAGAGCCCUGCCCAUCCUGUGACUGGGGGACAGUCCGUUACUCUCAGCUGCUCAUUGUUCAGAAGAACAAACCUCGAUUCCAGUUUCUUUUUCUACAAAAAUGGUGAACUCCUCCAAAGUGAUGUCAAAGGGAAACUGGAAAUCUCAGCUGUGUCAAAGUCAGAUGAAGGUUUCUACAAGUGUGAACAUUCAGGAGUCUUCUCACCAGAGAGUUGGAUGUCAGUAAAAUAUUCAGAUCGUGUUCUCCUGGAGAGCCCUGCCCAUCCUGUGACUGAGGGAGUGUCCGUUACUCUCAGCUGCUCAUGGUUCGGAAGAAAACUCGAUUCCAGUUUCUCUUUCUACAAAAAUGAUGAACUCCUCCAAAGAGAUAUCAGAGGGAAAAUGGAAAUCUCAUCUGUGUCAAAGUCAGAUGAAGGUUCCUACAAGUGUGAACAUUCAGGAGUCUUCUCACAGGAGAGUUGGAUGUCAGUAAAAUAUUCAGAUCGUGUUCUCCUGGAGAGCCCUGCCCAUCCUGUGACUGAGGGAGUGUCCGUUACUCUCAGCUGCUCAUGGUUCGGAAGAAAACUCGAUUCCAGUUUCUCUUUCUACAAAAAUGAUGAACUCCUCCAAAGAGAUAUCAGAGGGAAAAUGGAAAUCUCAGCUGUGUCAAAGUCAGAUGAAGGUUUCUACAAGUGUGAACAUUCAGGAGUCUUCUCACCAGAGAGUUGGAUGUCAGUAAAAUUGACUCCUGCAGCACCUCCCUCUGCGUCUCCUGUGCCGCUGGUCGUUGGGCUGGUUGGAGGCUUCACACUGAUUCUCCUCCUCUCACUGCUGCUGUUGUGUUGGUGCAGGAAUUCAAAGAAUCUGUGUCGUGACAGGCUCAGCCAGUCUCUGAGAACCAAUCAGAGCUCAGACCCAACUGUCCAAUACGAUGAAAUCCAGCUGCCAGUGUACUCGUCUCUUCUCCACGGUGACGACUGCAUCUAUGACUCAAUCAGAGGAGACACGGAGGAAGGAACCCGAGGUGAUCCAUAGGAGACGUCUGACUACGUUAAUGAAAAUCCACAUUCAGCUUCAGGAGGACUAUGAAUGGUUCAUCCUCCAGAAAACAAGAGCAUGAAAAUCAACAUUCAUCCUGAAACACCUUCACAUGUUAGACUCACCAGUUUUGUAACAGCUCAUUGGAAAGAACGACUUGAUCUGGAUUGAAUUUCAGUAUAAAUGAAAAAUAAAUGUUGUGAUAUUUGCUUUUGUGUUUAAGUUCAAUAUUUCAAUUGGCUGAUAUGGGCCUUUUAAGAUAUGCUCCGAUAUGAAAAGGUUUAUUUUACAGGAUAAAUAAUGUGCU